AUGCAUCAGCAGCGUCCAUUACAUAGUGGUUUUCCCGGAGGUAGCAGUGGCAGUGGAGUGAUUCGUGGUUCAUCCGUGCCUGGCGUUUCUUCGGGAGGAAAACGAACUGGCGAUCGUAACUUGACGGCCCCUCAGAAGCAAUAUGGCGAAUUUCAGGCAAAGCGACGGAGAAAACUAGGGGAUAAAAUUUUGCCACAGAAAGUGCGCGAGCUUGUGCCGGAGUCGCAGGCUUACAUGGAUUUGCUGGCGUUCGAACGGAAACUUGAUGCGACCAUCACGCGCAAACGGCUAGAUAUUCAGGAGGUUCUGAAGCGUCCAAUGAAACAGCGACGCAAGCUUCGCAUUUUUAUUUCGAAUACUUUCUAUCCAUGUCGGGAGUCGGAUUUUGAAGGUCAUGUUGCCACGUCGGAUGCACGGCCUGGCGCAUCGUGGGAGUUGCGGGUCGAGGGUCGCCUGCUUGAAGACGUAAAACCGGAAGCGGGAAAGAUGAAGCGGAAGUUCAGCAGCUUCUUCAAAUCACUUGUGAUUGAGCUAGACAAAGAGCAGUACGGUCCGGACAAUCAUUUGGUUGAGUGGCACCGUAUGCACCAGACGCAGGAAACGGACGGCUUUCAGGUGAAGCGGCCAGGCGACCGCAAUGUACGUUGCACAAUUCUACUGUUGCUCGACUAUCAGCCGCUGCAGUUUAAACUUGAUCCGCGGCUGGCACGGUUGCUGGGUGUCCACACCCAAACCAGACCAAUUAUUAUCUCAGCGCUUUGGCAGUACAUUAAAAAGCACCGGCUACAAGAUGCGCACGAACGUGAGUUUGUCACGUGCGACAAGUACCUGGAGCAGAUUUUUGGUUGCACACGCAUGAAGUUUGCCGAGAUACCGCAGCGUUUAAGUCCGCUGUUACAUGCGCCAGACCCGAUCGUUAUAAACCAUCUGAUAGCGGUUGAGGGCGGGCAGGAAAUGGGGAGCAACAAACAAACCGCUUGCUACGACAUUGACGUCGAGGUGGACGACAGUCUGAAGCAGCAGAUGAACAGCUUCCUGAUGAGCACCGCAAGCCAGCAAGAAAUACAAACGCUCGACGGCAAGAUUCACGACACCGUGGAGACGAUCAAUGCCCUGAAGACGAACCGCGAGUUUUAUCUUAGUUUCGCCAAGGAUCCCCAAACGUUUACGCACCGGUGGAUCGUGUCACAGCAGCGGGACUUGAAGGUAAUGGCGGAUGUGGUUGGCAACCCGGAGGAGGAACGACGUGCCGAAUUUUACUAUCAACCCUGGACACAAGAAGCUGUGUCGCGCUACUUCUUUGCGAAAGUCAACCAAAAGAGGACUGAGGUAGGGCAAUCGGUUGGCAUACGAAACUCCUAGUUACCGUGCAGAUAAUUCCCUUUUGCUUGUGUUGAACGCAGUGAACUUUUGCUAGUACAAUGGCACAAAUGAAAAAACCGUAACUUCGUAACAAAAUGUGCAUUUAGAUUUUUCCCAUUGGUAUUUGUAACGAUUAAUGUUGUAGCCAACUUUGUGUGUAUUGCCGCAUUUAGUUUUAUGUUAUACCAACCGAUCUACGUCCGAGCUUACUCGUUGAUGUUGUUAUGAUGAAGGAUGAUUGGAUAAAUAUAUUUUUGAAUCAUAGACAGCUAUGUAAGGGAUAACUAAAAACAGAAUCACGUUGUAAUUCAGCUGCAACUUAUAUCGAUAGUAGAUAAAUAAUAAAACAUCGUAAAAGAGUAACAGAUGAAUAACCUGAUUUUGCGGUUCUCACUUAAUAGCAUUGGAAAAAGACUACUUAAAAA
This is a messenger RNA of Anopheles cruzii, 1787 nucleotides long. RefSeq names its product brahma-associated protein of 60 kDa-like. The transcript has 2 exons. The record is from RefSeq and is a predicted model, not a curated record. Gene Ontology annotation, cellular component: SWI/SNF complex; nucleus. Gene Ontology annotation, biological process: regulation of transcription by RNA polymerase II. Bases 1 to 1362 code for a protein of 453 amino acids. NCBI's taxonomy places the organism in Eukaryota, Metazoa, Arthropoda, Insecta, Diptera, Culicidae.